Molecule: messenger RNA, 1992 nt
Organism: Trichophyton benhamiae CBS 112371
Lineage: Eukaryota; Fungi; Ascomycota; Eurotiomycetes; Onygenales; Arthrodermataceae
Exons: 4
Coding region: 1-1992 (663 amino acids)
Source: RefSeq, a predicted model, not a curated record
AUGGCUGCCACUCUGAAUGGCUGUUCUGGAACUACGCUGACGAUUGAUGAAUCCUCGACAGGCGGGGCGUACACCUCUGCCCCUGAUACACCGUCUCCUAUCUUCCCUGAGCGGCUCAUCCGUCCACUGCCAAAACGGCCUCUGCGCUCUCGGCUUUCCUCAGAUGCUGCAGACACUAUCCUUUACCCACCGUCACAGCCAACCACACAGCUUUUCUACGGUGCAUACUCGACCACGGGUGAUUCCCUCAACGAUGCAAAGGUCUAUGUGCAGCGUAACGUCUACGGGUACGAGCAUAACGCCGAUGAUGACGGAGAUCAUGACCAUGAUGCUCACCACCACCACCACCAUCACCACCACCAUCAUCACCACGAUCACCACCAUGAUCAUGAUCAUGAUCAUGACCACGACCACGAUCACGACCAUGACCACCAUCACUACGAAGACGGUGCAGAGUCUGGCGAAGAUGACGGUCCAGUGGCUGUUAGGAGAAGUGUAGGGCUUCAACGAGCCUCCGCACCACCUACAGUGGGGAGUGCAAAAGUGGCCUCGAAUGGUGCCCAGGACGGAUACGAUGCAUUUGAAAAUACAAAUAAUAAGAAGAAAAGGAAAAUACCUACAUCUGGGGGGCUAGGGUGUCACUCUAGCCUCUCUUCUGAUAUUGCCAGUCUCUCCUGCAGUGGGGGGAGCGGUGCUUCAAUCUCGGUGGACGACGGUAGCGGACAGGGUUCCUAUUAUGGUUCCGGCAAUCCUGCCUCUCCCGUUGGAACUUCUGGUAUGUCGGGUAAAGGACGGUACGGCCGGAAUGGCCCUGGUCGCGGUGCUUCUGCCAGGCAGCCUCUUGCUGCCCAUUCGCCCAAUACAUGGUCGACCGGGAGGCGUCAUGAUAGCGCCCUUUCUCAGGAAAACUUUGAACCAGGCAAAGAUCAAGGAAUAAUUUCUGCUGCAAUAGCCAAUGCUGCCGCUGCCCUGUCGUCCAAUCCUCAAGGCCAAAAGAAUGUCAGUUUACUCGACCAGACAAAACGGUCAGCUCCUGCAAAAACGCAAUUCACGUUUACCUGCGAGUCGGACUCUUCACGGGGUAUGGCGUGGCAGUCCGCACAUCCUUACUCGCUUCCCGAACAUCACCGAUCCGUCACUCAACCUCCCUUGCCUGGCCAACGAGGCUUCUCCACCCAGGGCACUCAGACCAGUCCCAACAUGGCCACCCAGGCAAACCACCAGCAGCAGCAGCAGGCCCGCCAACAGCAGCAGCAACAACAACAACAGCAACAGCCGCCGGGGCAGGCUCAGGCCCCUGCUCCACCGCCUCGGAAACCUCGCAGGUCAGCUCGUGCAAUAUAUACACAAGCUGCUCGCCAGCGGCGCAUUCAACAGCAGAUUACCAAUCUUCACCAUCCGCCUGACCUCGAGAGCAUCUGGAUAUGUGAAUUUUGCGAGUAUGAAAGCAUCUUUGGCCAUCCUCCCGAGGCUCUUAUCCGACAAUACGAAAUAAAAGACCGGAAGGAGCGCAGAAGAUUAGCUGAGAAGCGCCGUUUGCUUGAGAAGGCCAAGAUGAAGGGCCGAAAGGGGAAGAAGGGAAGCAAGAAUGCUGCAAAACAUCAGAAUACGGCCGCAGCCCAUGGUCAAGGACACGUCCAGGCUCACGGUCAAGCUCAUGGUCACGCGGAUCGAGCUCCUCACCCCAAUGACCAGAGUAUUCCCCCCGACCUCGAAGAGUAUGAUGAAGAGUAUGAAGAUGAUGGACAUGAAGAUAUACCCACCGACGCGGCGCCUCGCAUUCCACCUUCAAUUCCAAAGCAGCAUCAUCCUCCCUCCCCACCAAAUUCGGUGCAAGAUAGUAUUGGCGGCGGUGGUGGUACUGGUGGGCAGUCAGUCUGUUUUAUGUCUCUCUCCUCUCUCUGUCAAUCUUUCUGUAUGUGUUCAUUUUCCCCUCCCUUUUUCUUCCCAAGUUUACAUCCUGAUGCAUCCCUUAUCCACCAUUAUUCAUAA